AUGUGGAUAGUCAGUAAGGAUGCCCCCCGGCGAGCCAUUCACGCCGUCAAAGUCGGGCUUGCACUCACUCUAGUCUCCAUGCUCUACCUCCUCGAGCCCCUCUUCGAAGGGAUCAGUCAGAAUGCCAUUUGGCCCGUCAUGACUGUCGUCGUCGUCCUCGAGUUCACCGUCGGGGUGACCUUGUGCAAGGGGUUGAACAGGGGAUUAGGCACCAUCUUGGCGGGUUCAUUAGCGUAUCUAAUCGAGUUCAUUGCCGAGGCAACAGGGCAUGUCGGAUGCGCCAUCUCAUCGGUUUGCGCGGUCUUCAUUAUUGGUAUGGAGCUUUUUCCAUCUCAAUCAUCUGUUUCUUUGGUGUCGUUUGGAAGUUGUGAUUUCAAAUGGGCGACGACUUACCUGAGGUUCUUGUCGUACGUGAAGAAGAACUACGACUACAGAGUCGUCAUCUUCCUCCUCACCUUCAAUCUCAUCACCGUCUCCAACUUCCGGGUCAGCAACGUCAUGAAGAUCGAGCACGACGGUGGAGGUUGGGUCAGUUACGAUAUGAGGGUUUGUAGAAAAGAAAUUAGUUUUAUUUUUAUUUUUUAA
Linum trigynum is the source of this 585-nucleotide messenger RNA. NCBI's taxonomy places the organism in Eukaryota, Viridiplantae, Streptophyta, Magnoliopsida, Malpighiales, Linaceae. The record is from the annotation of a GenBank genome assembly.